AAUACAUUAGGAAUUAGAAAUUCAGUUUUGAAUCAUUAUGUAUCAUUAGUUCGUCUUUUAAUCCUUCUUUCAAAUGUAAUUAAAAAUAAAAACAACUUAUCUGUUUUUAUUUUAAACUUUUCAUUUUCUUUUUACACCGUAGAAUAUAAAUAUGGCACAUGCCCACAUGGCACCGGUGAAGGAGACUAUGGACGAAACUGUCAUUACGAUUACCAAUGUCCAGGGGUCCAGAAAUGCUGUUACGUAUACUACUCUUUGAGAAGAGUUUGCAUGGUUCCUCAAGAAUAUAGAAAGCCAGGAGCUUGUCCAUACUAUCCUAACAUUGGCGGAGCUGGAUCAUGUAACCAUGACUAUCAUUGCGGUGGUUCUCUGAAGUGCUGUAGAGGACAUUAUGGAAAUGUGGACACUUGCUCUUUUCCUGUAUACUACAGAGGAGGAGUCGGACCUGUUGGAGGAGUCGGACCUGUCGGACCUGUAGGAGGAGUUGGACCUGUCGGACCUGUAGGAGGAGUUGGACCUGUCGGAGGACUCGGACAUGUCCUUGGAGGCGGUCAUAAGAGAAAAUAUGUGUAUUAAAUAUGCAAACUUUAUAGAACACAUUGAAGAUAAGUUUGGGGCCUUGUAAAACAAUG
Messenger RNA from Saccostrea echinata, 632 nucleotides. RefSeq lists its product as uncharacterized. NCBI's taxonomy places the organism in Eukaryota, Metazoa, Mollusca, Bivalvia, Ostreida, Ostreidae. Gene Ontology annotation, molecular function: peptidase inhibitor activity. The transcript has a single exon. Gene Ontology annotation, cellular component: extracellular region. The annotation marks the transcript as partial. The record is from RefSeq and is a predicted model, not a curated record.